Molecule: messenger RNA, 452 nt
Organism: Melospiza melodia melodia
Lineage: Eukaryota; Metazoa; Chordata; Aves; Passeriformes; Passerellidae
Gene: BLACAT1
Product: BLACAT1 overlapping LEMD1 locus
Exons: 2
Coding region: 278-379 (33 amino acids)
Source: RefSeq, a predicted model, not a curated record
CCGAAAAGGCCCAGGGAGGGGGGGAAGGAGGGUUGGCAGCCAGACCUUUCUUUGGGCCUUUGUGUGAGCCCACAAAGGCGGCUCUGUUGGGUGAACCUGGCCGAGCGUCCGCCCCUGCAGCCAGGUGAGCUGUGGGGCAGCUCCUGCAGCUCCCGCUCCUGGCCCGCUCCCUUUAUGGACCAAAAGUCAGAUUUUCACAAGAAAAUCUGCAGGAUUUUCUUCUGCUGGGCACGGGGAGGUGGCACUUGGAGGUCUCUGGAUUCUCCAGCUCCCGGUGAUGCCCCAGUUCACCUUCGCCUGUUUCUGCGGCCUCCACGGCUUCUGCAAGAUGAAGAGGAAGAAGGAGGAGGCCGGUGGGGGGCAGGAGACGGCCGUGUGAGGGGCGGGACCCCUCCUGUCACCCCGGUAUGCCGGGGGACAUCGGGCGUCUCCUUGUCACCCCUGUGAGGAGC